GCCGAAGGCCAGACGGCGGGCAGCCUCCGAAAAGCAACGACCAUGACACAACGGGCGGAUGCAGCGGUCGUUCGACUAUCCAUUGUACUACUAACACUGCUUGAUAAGGAACAUGAAUCGCUCCCCUGCUAACAUUCUGGAUCGCCCUAUUGGAGGCCGUGGAUCUCGGUCGUCUCCGGAGGUAUCUGCAUCUGCGUUUGCCUAUGUUUACUCGGAAUUGGUCCAGUAUCACCAGAAUCGAGUAGACAGCAUCUCGGAAUUGGAGCGACGGCUGGAGUCUUCGGGGUAUGGCGUUGGACUGAAGGUCCUAGAGCUCCUGGCCUAUCGAUCGCGGGAAUUCAAGAGAGAAACACGGCUGAUGAAUGUCCUGCAGUUUGUGUCGUCCCAGUGCUGGAAGGCUCUAUUUCAUAAACCCGCUGAUUCGCUAGAACGAAGUAUUGAUCAUGCCGAUGAGUACAUGAUUGUGGACUAUACCCCCAUCACUUCUACCUAUAUUCGCGUCGGAUCGGAUAUGGGCAGUUUGAGCGUGGACGCCUACAUAUCUGGGAUCAUUGCAGGUAUCUUGGCUGGUGCUGGAUUCCCCGCCAGAGUCACGGCUCACUCGGUAGCCCUCGAAGAGGUCGAAAAAACCGAUCAAGCACAGAGAGAGCAGGCUGCUUUCUUUGGUACCACCCGUGGUGGUACUGUACGAGACGGAUCCAGUGUGAGAGGAGCUGUCAGUGAUGCUGUUGGUAGUGCUGUGAUGGGAAUGGGCAGUGAACGAGGUGGACCAGCAGGAAACACCAUGUCCAUUGCCGCUGCUGCAGCCGCUGUGCCCCUUCCUCCCAUCCCAGCUCGAACUGAAAAGGCCGUCUUUUUGGUGAAAUUCAGUCCAGAGGUCCUCACUCGUGAUGCUGCCAUGGAUAGGUAAUGCUGCAUCUAUCUGGUUUUAUCAGGUGGAACAGAUUGCCGGUUCGAUGCCAUGCAAUGGAAACAACUUUGUCCAUCGCGCAUACCGUAGUACUAGUAGCUGGCAAAGUAAAGUUGAUGACAUAAUAUUUUGAAGCACUGUCCGUUGCUGGCUAGCUAGAGAGAAUGUGCAUAGAUGAUAGCUGGCUGACUUGUAGCUUGUCGUAUUGCUGUUUAGCCAGAGACGCGAGACUGCAACC
This is a messenger RNA of Seminavis robusta, 1148 nucleotides long. The record is from the annotation of a GenBank genome assembly. NCBI's taxonomy places the organism in Eukaryota, Bacillariophyta, Bacillariophyceae, Naviculales, Naviculaceae.